Molecule: messenger RNA, 967 nt
Organism: Haliotis rubra (blacklip abalone)
Lineage: Eukaryota; Metazoa; Mollusca; Gastropoda; Lepetellida; Haliotidae
Product: ribonuclease Oy-like
Exons: 10
Coding region: 166-909 (247 amino acids)
Biological process (GO): RNA catabolic process
Cellular component (GO): extracellular region
Molecular function (GO): ribonuclease T2 activity; RNA binding
Source: RefSeq, a predicted model, not a curated record
CGCACAGCGUGAAUGGUUGAAAGAGUCUUUGUCAGCUGAUCAGAGGCAGAGCAACAACAACAUUUACUAAACUAAGCAUACAGCAGAGUCUCAAAAGAAUUUCUAAGGGGAUAUCUGUAUAUAUUAUUGUUGGCGGAGAAAUCAACAACUGAUCAAGCAAAGAAGAUGCUGGGAAAUAGCUUGUUGCCAUUUGUGAGCUGUCUUGUCAUAGUUGUUAUGAGUGCAAGGAGUGAGUUUGACUUCUUUGCAUUUUCUCAACAAUGGCCUCCUUCAGUAUGCAUCGAUGCGUCUUCAGAGCAUAAAUGUGUCAUUCCGGAAGAGGUGACUGCAUGGACCGUUCAUGGCUUAUGGCCCAACAGCCGCAGUGGUAACGAGCCCAGUAACUGCAACAGCUCCUGGCCAUUCAAUUAUGAUGACAUCAAGUCAUUAGAGGCCAAUCUGACUGCACAAUGGCCUAACCUGUUCACUGAUACACCGAAAAACGACUUUUGGGAGCAUGAAUGGGAGAAACAUGGGACCUGCGCCACCAGUCUGCCAGCCACUGACAAUGAGUUACACUUCUUCACUACAGCCCUUCAACUCAACACAAAGCUCAGAUUACAACAGGUGCUGAAGGUUUUUGAUGUCAUCCCCUCAAAGGACACAGGCUACAAUGCAACUGAAGUCAGCAAUCUGUUGGAGAAAUAUUUUGGAUCAGCUCCAGUGUUGCGGUGCACAUACCAACAGGCAACAAAGAGGCAGUUUUUCCUCGAGAUUGAGAUCUGUUUUGACAAGUCCUUCAAGCUGAUGGAUUGUGGAUCCGAAUUCCAAGCCACCCUGGCUAACCUGACCCAGGCUGAAGAGUGCCGAUCUUCGGAAAUAACCUACCUCUAUCCGCUUCCUUCUUCAAGUUCUACGAAAAGGAAUUAAAUCUACAUUUUCAAUAAUAAUAUAUUUUUGUAAGUUUCAGCAUAACAUACUUUACUUG